UUGUAUAACAAAAUGGCGGCGAAAGCUGAGCCGAUAGGACCUAGGAAUGGCCAUGAAUUGGCGCCAUUAAAUACAAGAGCCGAUGGUAGUGAGAGGCCCCAUGGGGUGACCAUAGUACUUCAAGGAUCAAGAAACUCUUUACAAAGGGACGCACCAGAUGAAGAUAGAGCGGCGUGGUCAGGAAAACUGCAGUUCUUCCUAUCAAUUAUAGGUUAUUCAGUCGGUCUUGGAAAUAUUUGGAGAUUUCCGUAUUUAUGUCAACAAAAUGGCGGCGGUGCUUUCCUCAUUCCGUUCCUCAUCAUGUUGGUGCUGGAAGGUAUACCGCUAUUCCUCAUUGAGAUGGCCAUCGGUCAGAAGAUGAGGUUGGGUUCUUUGGGCGUGUGGAACACUAUUCACCCUUGGCUCGGCGGUAUCGGUAUAGCUAGCUGUGUCGUCACUCUGUUCGUGGCAUUAUAUUACAAUGUCAUCAUUACAUGGGUCUUCUUCUAUCUGUUCAAUAGUAUUAGGCUUAGCGCCGACCAGCUGCCUUGGGCGCAUUGCCCUCAAGACAACGGCACUGCUGAGGCGGAAUGCAGCAAGGCUUCAGCGACUGUAUACUACUGGUACAGAGAGGCACUUGAUGCAGCACCUAGUAUUGAGGAGCCUGGAGUACCUAGAUGGUGGAUAGUCUUAUAUUUGCUGCUAGCAUGGGUUAUUGUGUUCUUCAUAGUGAUGAAGGGUAUUCAAAGCAGUGGCAAGGUGGUAUACUUCACCUCAUUAUUCCCUUACGUUGUGCUGACAAUAUUUUUUGUACGCGGUAUUACUUUACCCGGAUCAGCUGACGGCGUUAUACAUAUGUAUAAACCAAAGCUCGCAAAGCUCUUAGACCCUACAGUAUGGUUGGACGCAGCCACCCAGGUGUUCUAUUCGUUCGGGCUCGCGUUCGGUUCGUUGAUAGCGUUCGGUUCGUACAAUACACCGAACAACAACUGUGUGCGCGACGUCCUGCUCGUGUCGGUGUGUAACGCGCUCACAGCUAUAUACGCCUCCGUCGUUAUAUUCAGCAUCCUCGGAUUCAAAGCCUACACUAUGGUGGAGAAAUGCGUCAGCAAGGAGAUCAAAGUGCUGGCGCUGCAUCAUAUCGGUGGGUUCACACUGAACUCCAGCCAGGAGUUCUAUGAGGAACAUUACCCUCAGCUCGGAGCUAACAUUACAACCGCUCUCAACCUGACCGGCUGUACGAUGAGCAAACAGUUGGAUGAGGCUGCUGAAGGAACUGGUUUAGCGUUCAUAGUUUUCACGCAAGCGAUUCUCAAGCUGACACCGGCUCCUUUCUGGUCCAUAAUAUUCUUCUUGAUGCUGCUGUCUCUGGGUCUUGGAAGUCAGAUCGGCAUCAUGGAAGGCAUGUUGUGCACCAUCUUCGAUAUUGAUUUCUUCAAAAGAUUCAGCAAACCCACUAUCACUGGCGCUGUUUGCACGCUAUGUUUCUUCGUGGGUCUCAUCUUCACGACGGGAGCUGGCGAAUACUGGCUCAAGAUGUUCGAUUCAUUCGCUGGUACCAUCGGCCUGGUUGUUGUGGCGCUGCUAGAAAUGGUUUCCGUUAUAUACAUAUACGGACAUGAGAGGUUUACUAAUGACAUCUAUGAGAUGACCGGCUACCGUCCAGGUUGGUACUGGCAAAUAACCUGGCGUUACAUCGGACCGGUCAUAGUGUCAUGCAUCCUGAUGUCUUCUUUGAUCUUCAUGCUGUUGAACCCGCCAAUGUAUGGAGCUUGGAACGCUGAGGAGGGUCGUGUGGAGAAGACCCCUUACCCUCCGUGGGUGCUGUUCAUCGCAGUAGCUAUGAUACUAGCUGGGAUCCUUCCCAUCCCGGUAGUGCUACUCCUCAGACGGUUCCAAUGCCUGGCUCUGGAUGUAGACAUCCACCAGGGCUCCAUCAGGAGAAUCGAAACCACCGUCUCUACCAAGGAGAUGAUGAGCGAUCAAGAUUCUUCUGAUUCAGAGAGUCAGGUUCGAGCCAACGACCGAUAUGAAGACUCGAGUAGUGAUGAUGAGAUUUUGAACGCGAAAUAUUCAACUGGAACCGGCAUACGUCUCUCAAUGAAACCCAUCGGUCACAAUCCUAACACAUUCAAAAUGGACGUUUAUUCGUAG
Molecule: messenger RNA, 2133 nt
Organism: Danaus chrysippus (African queen)
Lineage: Eukaryota; Metazoa; Arthropoda; Insecta; Lepidoptera; Nymphalidae
Source: the annotation of a GenBank genome assembly